AAAUAAUUGGAUUACCCGUAGGUCAUAAUGUUAUUAUGAUUGUACUCGUCUUUGGAUGUGUACCUAUUGUGUGCUAUGUGUAAGUCGUUCUCCUGUGCUCAACGCAAUGGAUAUUUAUACAAAAUGGGUAUACAUGUGGUGGGCUUGUGUUUUUUUUUUUUUUUAUCUAUUAUUGAAUUGCAUAUUAGGUAUUUGAUGUCCAUGUCUCUCCAUUUCAUUCGCUUGUACAUUUUUAACUCCGAUUUCGGUCUUUAUUGUACGUCUAUGGUCUAUCCACUACACCAAGAUUAUUUCGACCUUUUACUGUUUGUUGAAGUGUGAUAACCAUAGCUUGUAACAUAUGAUGGGAAAGGACUAUUACCAAAUCCUAGGAGUGUCAAAGGGAGCCGCAGACGAUGAAAUUAAAAAGGCUUAUCGAAAAUUGGCACUCAAAUACCACCCAGACAAGAAUAAAAGUGCUGGAGCUGAAGAAAAAUUCAAAGAGGUAGCAGAAGCAUAUGAAGUACUGAGUGAUAAAAAAAAACGGGAUAUAUAUGAUAAAUAUGGAGAAGAUGGUCUUAAAGGAGGUGUUGGCCAAGGAAAUAAUUCUAACAACUAUUCAUAUACUUUCCAUGGCGAUCCCAGAGCAACAUUUGCACAGUUCUUUGGCUCAUCAAAUCCAUUUGGCAAUAUAUUUGGUAAUAGUGGUGGUUCAAUGUUUGAUGAUGAAAUGGACUUUGAUGAUGGUUUUAUUCGAAUGUCACAUGGGCCACCUGGCAUGGGUGCUUUCAGGUCGCAGUCAUUCAAUGUUCAUGGUUCACCAAUGGGAAGAACUAAAGAAAAAGCUCAAGACCCAGCUAUUGAACAUGAAGUAUAUGUGUCAUUAGAGGAUAUAAGUAGAGGAUGUACAAAAAAAAUGAAAAUUUCCAGACGAGUGCUCCAAGCGGAUGGGACUUCUAGAAAAGAAGAUAAAGUGUUAACAAUCAAUAUAAAACCUGGUUGGAAAUCGGGUACAAAAAUUACAUUUCAAAAAGAAGGAGAUCAAGCAAUGAACAGAAUACCUUCAGACAUUGUUUUUGUAAUAAGAGACAAACCUCAUCCAGUUUUUAAACGUGAUGGAAAUGAUAUUAGAUAUACAGUUCCAAUUACUCUAAAACAAGCACUAUGUGGUGUAGACAUUGUAGUUCCUACUUUAACUGAAAAAAAAUUACCUCUCAACCUAAAAUCAGAAGUUGUUAAACCUACAACAGUUAAACGAUUUCAAGGUUAUGGUCUUCCAUAUGCUAAAGAACAAUCAAGAAGAGGAGAUUUAUUGGUGUCAUUUGAUAUUAAAUUUCCCGAAACAAUUUCACCUGCUAUGAAAGCUGUUUUGUGCGAUACACUACCGUGAGUGGUUUAAAUUGGUUCAAAAUUAUAUUUGGCCUUUUAUUUUGUCUAAUGAAAAUAAUUUUUUUUAUAUAUACAUGAUAUAUUAUUAUAUUUAUAAGAUAUAUUGUAUGUUUCUUAAUCUUGUUUUUUUUUUUCUAACAUCUUCGUUGAUUGAAGAUAAAAUAAUAAAUAUUCCCGAAGUUAAUAAUUUAGGUCUAAUAUGUACAUAGAAUUUAACAUUAAUUUUUUGUUAAUAAAUUGAACAACAUUCUGGUUUAUCUGUA
Metopolophium dirhodum (rose-grain aphid) is the source of this 1631-nucleotide messenger RNA. RefSeq names its product dnaJ protein homolog 1. Gene Ontology annotation, biological process: negative regulation of transcription by RNA polymerase II. Gene Ontology annotation, cellular component: cytosol. The coding region runs from base 341 to 1369 and encodes 342 amino acids. The transcript has 3 exons. Gene Ontology annotation, molecular function: protein-folding chaperone binding. The record is from RefSeq and is a predicted model, not a curated record. NCBI's taxonomy places the organism in Eukaryota, Metazoa, Arthropoda, Insecta, Hemiptera, Aphididae.